This is a messenger RNA of Chaetomium fimeti, 998 nucleotides long. RefSeq lists its product as uncharacterized. Bases 221 to 841 code for a protein of 206 amino acids. NCBI's taxonomy places the organism in Eukaryota, Fungi, Ascomycota, Sordariomycetes, Sordariales, Chaetomiaceae. The record is from RefSeq and is a predicted model, not a curated record. The transcript has 2 exons.
ACUUCAAUACAACAUCACAUCUCUGACAUAACCCACGAAAUAACCACCCAUAUCUGGAAAAAUACACCAAAGACAUAAUAACACAUUUUAAGAAGAAAGCCCGAGUGAAAAGAGCCUCAUUACUUACCCCUGAGCCCCAGUAACUCGACGCUGGUUAAACCCAAAAAUCUCCUCACAACUCACACAACACAACACAACCACCACAACCACCCUCGACACCAUGGACUCCGAAUCAACAGACCCCAACCUCAUGCUCCUCUCCCUCAACCUCUCCGACUCCGAACCCGAAGAAGCCGCCGCCCCGGGCAACACCACCCCCACCACCACAACCGCCCCAACAGCCGAGUACCAGCCCACCCGCGCCGAACGCACCGCCCUCUCCGAAGAAGCCUUCCAGGCCCUAAAACAAACCUACCGACCCAAGGUCGAGAACGGCGAUAUCCGCAGCACGAUCCCCCUCCCCCUCCCGACAACAACACCGCUGCCCAAACCGCAGGCCCAGGCCCUGCUGCACGCGGCCGAGGAGUUGUAUUUCUUCCGGCGGUAUGCCGAGGCGGCGGCGUUUGUGAGGCAGGUCCUUGGCGAGGGUGGUGAUGAGGAUGGCGAGGGUGGUGGUGAGAAUGGGGAUGGGAAUGGUGAGGGUAAGGGUGAGGGUGAGGGUGGGGGUGGAGGAGAGGGAGGGAGUAAGGGUAAGGUAAAGACGAGGACGACGAGGAAGGGGAGGGGGAGGGGGGUGAUUGACGGCGAGACGAGGCGGUUGUUGGCGUACUACCUGGAGAGGUGCGAGGCGCGGGCACGCGACGGGGGUGGUGGCGGGAAUGUUGGGGUGAGUGUGAGUUGAGAUUCGGAGAGAGGGGCAAGGGAAAGGGGUGGAGGUAGCAACGGGCCGUGGCUAGUCAGUCCGUUGGCGACCAUCAAGGCGAUAGACUCAACUUAGUCGAGGGGAUGCUCUUUUGCCUCUGUCAAGGAACGCAGUCACAGGGGCAAAACUGAAAACG